Messenger RNA from Vitis riparia (riverbank grape), 4002 nucleotides. RefSeq names its product zinc finger CCCH domain-containing protein 65. NCBI's taxonomy places the organism in Eukaryota, Viridiplantae, Streptophyta, Magnoliopsida, Vitales, Vitaceae. The record is from RefSeq and is a predicted model, not a curated record. Gene Ontology annotation, molecular function: metal ion binding; RNA binding. The coding region runs from base 819 to 3047 and encodes 742 amino acids. The transcript is spliced from 10 exons. Gene Ontology annotation, biological process: negative regulation of DNA-templated transcription. Gene Ontology annotation, cellular component: nucleus.
AGUGAAAAGCGCUCACAAAAUCAAAAUCUCGCUAAACCCUUCCUUCCGCUGAUAAAACCCUGUAGAAUUCUCGAGUCUCAGCUGUUGCCAUCAAUGGAGGGAUCGACUUCUGAAACCCCAAAACCCUCGGCGGCAUUUCAGUUCAAUCCUCACCGCAAAUCCCAUCUCAGGAGUCACACUUACUCCACCCUCCUUCGCAUACUAUCUCAUUGCCACCAACAUUCUCACUGCUCUCAUGAUGAUCCUGUUCCAGUUUUGAUUCACGGACUCGUUUGGUUGCCGAGAAAUUCAAGGGAAAAGGAAAGACAUUAAAAAUUUACAUUACAUGACCAUGAUAGCAGUGGUUUAGGGCGGGUGACUGAAAAUGAAGUGGGUAAUGAAUUGGUUGUUUCUGAUACUGUGGAGCCAGAAGAUAUGCCCAUUCAGAAAGACCCAAUAGUUCAUGAAAGUCCACAGGGUAUGCCUAUUCAGAAGGACACAAUAACUGAUGAGAGUGCUGAAGUGAUUGGUUUCCAGGAAGUGGGAUUGAGUAACGUGCAAGUGGUUAUGGAUGAGUUGGAGCAGAUAAUGAGAGGAAAAGAAAACAAGGACGUAGUUGUUGGUAAAAGUAAUAGCUCAUCGAUUUUGUCAUUUGACAAGGAUCAAAACAACACUUCAAGAGAGUUGGAGCAUUUAAUGGAGAAAAAGAAGACAAGGGAGAUGUUGUUGGUAAAAGUAUUAACUUGUUGACUUUGGCAUUGAACAAAAACCAAAGUGCUGAUCAUGUUGAUGCAUGUAUAAAUAAUCAUGAAGAUCGUUUCAAUCUUCAACAUGUUAUCAUGGAGGAAGAUGAGGAUGGGGAACAGGUAAAAGCAAGCGAUGAACAGAAUAAUGUUGUGAAUUUAGAAGGUCUCAACUUGUCCAUAGAUGAUAAUAUAAAUGGUGAAGAUUCAAAGGCAGAUAUAAAUAACAACAAAAAAAGUUCUCCUUUUAAGGGGAUUGCACUGGAAGAUCCAGGGCUCAAAGUGCAGCAAAAAGAGAUGGAGCUCGAGAAAUCAGUUUCUCCCAGAACAGCGAGUUCUCCAUUUUAUGUGACUGUAGAUGGAGAUAUUGAAGAAGGAGAAAUUUCUGGAGAUUUCAUGGGUGAUGACCUAUCAAUAGAGGAUGAUGUAGCAUCAGAGAUGAAGAAGGGUGAGGAGGAGAGUAUUUCUGAAAAUAUCAUUAAUAAAGAAGAGUUCACUUGUAAUGAACAAAAAAGAGUAAAUGAUAAAGAUUCUGAAUCCACUUCUAAAAUUGUAAGCUCAGUAGAUAAAGGGGAUCAUGGAGUGGAAGUUACAGAAAGUAAUAGAAACCAGAUGAGGUGUAAAUCUCAAAUGGGUCAAGGUGGAAGAACUAUAAAUGGUGCAAAAAAAACAGAUGGUUCUGACUGUAUGAGAGAAGCUGAAACAACUAAAAUGAAAGGUAGCAGAGCAAAGGUGGACUUUGACAAUCCAGCGAAUUUUCUAGAUGAUUUAGUAUUCCAUGGAGAAAGCUUAGCUGAUAAUGCAGCUGAAAAUCUUUCAAUUACAUCUGUCAAAGAGGGUGCUAGGGUUACUAAAAAAAGAAAGCGGGUGCUUUCGAAAGAAAAGAGAGUGAAGAAAAAGCAAAAGGAAAGAAAGAAACGAGCAGAAAAAAACAAAGAGCUUGGUGUUAAAAGAUUGAGACUGCUUCCAGUAUCAAAGCCAAAAACUGUAACAUAUUGCCGUCAUUAUCUCAAAGGAAGAUGUCAUGAGGGUGAUCACUGUAGAUUUUCACAUGAUACCAUACCGUUGACGAAAUCCUCGCCUUGCUGUCAUUUUGCACGUGGUACCUGCAUGAAAGGGGAUGACUGUCCAUUUGAUCAUCAGCUGUCCAACUAUCCCUGUAAUAAUUAUGUCUCAAAAGGUUUUUGCAGCAGAGGUGAUGAUUGUUUGUUUUCACACAAGAUGCCACUCAAGGAAAGUUCCCCAACUGCUGUUAAUGUUUGCAAACCUGUGUCAGAGCCUCCAUCUCUGCCCGGUAAGUCAUAUUCUAAGAAGCUGGACAUGAAUGGUACCUCUCAUCAGAAUGGCAAUUCUUUAUCCCACUCUGUUGGAAUUUUCCCUCAAAGUAAUAUGGAAAAGAAAGUGGCAGAGACUGUGCUGAAACCACCUGAGCAGGCAUCCAGGGGAAUAAACUCUCUCUCCUUUGGGAAAUCACCAAUGGACUAUUCUGGUAAGCUGAAACAAAUUGGUUCAUCUCCUAAGAUGGAUGAAGGUGUCGAAGUUGACAAACAGAAAAAUCAAGGUGAAGUUCAAAACAUGAAUGAAAAGGCAAAGAGAACUCCAGUUACAGUGCCCCCACGGGGAAUAAACUUUCUCUCAUUUGGCAAAGCUCCAUUGAAUGAUUCCAGUGUUAAGGAACUAGCUGGCUCACCCUCAAAUAGGGAGGAUGGUAACAAAAUAUCGCCAUUAGGUGAUUCCAACAAGUACAAACAAGUUGGCUCAUCAUCAGCAAGGGAUGGCAACAUCAAUGUUAGCAGUCAACUUAACCAAAGUGCAACAGAAAGUAUUCAUAAGUUGAACGAGAUGUCAAAUGGAAGGCAACCUGCAGCGGCACCUCCAGGAAUAAACUUUCUAAGUUUUGGUAAAACUCCAUUAGAUGAUUUGAGUAGUAAGAGGCAGUCUAAAUCACCUUCCCAGAGCAACAAUGUAAUUGAAAUACCCAUUCAAGAGAGACAAAGGGCAUCUAGUGGAUUUCAAAACUCAAGUGCAGUUCCAUGGGGGCUUCCAGCUUCCCCAAUUACUUCAGUUUCAGACCAGUUAGUCCAUGGACAUAAUAAAGACACAUCAAGCUCAGCUCAGAAGGCUCUCUUGUCAACGCUAGCAUUUGCAGCGAAGUAUGAAUCUGCCUUGAAGAUAGAUCGGUCCAUUGUUGCCCCCUCUGUCAGCAUGGAGGCCAAUAAAGAAAUUAGGAAUGUCAGUAAUAGUGAAGGUUCACAAAACAAAUCGAUGAACGCUUCAACAAUUUUGGAUUUCUUAUUUAGUUCUGGUGGUAAAACCAAGCAAUAAAGAGAGAUGAUGAUGAUGCAAUGGUGCUUUGCCUUAUCUCUUGUGCUUGAAAGGCAAAAGAGACAGUCAUUUUUUUCCAUUCUUUCCCAUGGCAACUAGCCAGGCAAAAGGUUUUCAUAGUAUUAGUUUUUGGAUACAAGUGACAGUGAGUUAACAUUUUUCAAAGCAAUAGAGACAUUCCUUCUUGUGUUGUUGAUUUGGAGUUAUUCUCCAUAUGGCUAGUUUGUCACAGUUGCAGUCACAAGUUAUUUUCAAAUGCAUCUCUGCCAUCACAACUGCAGACCAAUGCCAUGGAAGCAUGAACAAGGUUACGGGGAAACAACUGUACAAGGUUCAACUUGCUUCACUACGGUGGAUGAGUGCUUUCUAUGCUUUCACUCUGCAGAAGUUAUCUCCGGAAAAUCCUCUAGUGGGCUACAUGCAUCCAAGGUAGAGCCCCCCUUGUUUUGAAUGAUCGAAGACUUUUAAAACGGGUUCAGAACCCGAAAAGAGCUGGACAUACUGAAGCUAGCCCACCAUGAGGCCUCUGGCAGAGGAGGAGAGGAGGAGGAGACUCCAUGGAAUGGUUGGUGGGCGAGGCAAAAGCAGGGCCGGUGAGCUUUGGGAAACAAGUUCCAAGUUUUUGAUGUUAAUGAUGAUGAAGAAAGCUUUUGCUGUGAGAUGGUUUUAUGCUUCCAUUAAGCCUAACACCAUCUUUUUCAGAGGAGGGGCUGCAGUGCUCCAUCCCUUUUCAGGUUUACAGGUGGAAGACUCUUAAUGGGAAUCAGGCGACCUGAUUAAGACCAUAGAUGCCUUUCUCCGUGAUUAAUGGAGUGUGUUAUGGUGAUGGAGACAUUGUACUUGUUCAUUCUGUGAUUCUCCUGGUGCUUAGUAUCUUGUAGCAUAAGGGGCAUGAUCAUGUAUUUUUUCAUAAAAUUUGAAAAUAAUAAUUAUUAUUUUUUGGUUUUGAAGAAAA